Molecule: messenger RNA, 413 nt
Organism: Staurois parvus
Lineage: Eukaryota; Metazoa; Chordata; Amphibia; Anura; Ranidae
Source: the annotation of a GenBank genome assembly
CUAUUGAUUUUGCAGACAGUUGGUGACUUCUGCGCACUUCAGCAUGCGCUGAGCCCACUCUGUCAUUUUACACGGCCUACCACUUUGUGGCUGAGUUACUGUUGUUCCCAAUUGCUUCCACUUUGUUAUAUUACCACUAACAAUUGACCAUGGAAUAUUUAGUAGCAAGGAAAUUUCACAGAUUACUUAUUGCACAGGUGGAAACCUAUCACGGUACCAUGCUUGAAUUCACUGAGAUCCUGAGAGCGACUCAUUCUUUCACAUAUGUUUGUAGAAGCAGUCUGCCUGUGGCCAUGGAGGUGGUUGGAAGACCUGAAUCCAAUGGCUUGGAGGGCUGGCCCAAUAUUUUGGCAAUAUAGUGUAUGUGAUGUAGGUUACCCAUACCAGUAAGACUAGGCUUUCUCUUUUUAUAA